AUGGAUUAUUUUAAAUUUGGAUAGGUCAUCAUCCCAGGCAACCUAGUAUUUUGGAAUAAAUAAUAUUGCUAUUGCAUCAUUCCCGUGGUCAAAUUGCUUCCUGGACAUGUGUUAUUAAUACCGAAGAGAUAGGCACUUAGAUUAUAGGAUUUAGAUCCUGCAGAGAUAUUUGAUUUGGGGUUGAGUGUGAAAUUCUUAACCAAAAGCCUUGAAAAAUACUUUGAUUGUACAUCAUCCACUGUGAAUAUUUCAUCAUUCUCAAAUGAAUCUGACGGAUUGAAUCAUUGCUUCAUUCAUAUCAUUCCACGUAAGGAAGGAGACAUAAAAAAGAAUGAUGACCUCUAUGGUUUACUUGACAAUUAUCCUAAUGAUUUUAUUCGUUAAUUUCAUAAUACAUUGGGAUUGGGAAAUGCCUUCAGUGAUUAGAUGAGAGACACUCUGAGUCAGGAAGCCAAAAAAUACAAAGAAUUUUUAUAGUAGUGUUUACAGGAAGAAAUUAAACUUAAAUGA
Messenger RNA from Paramecium tetraurelia, 510 nucleotides. RefSeq lists its product as uncharacterized. The transcript has 3 exons. NCBI's taxonomy places the organism in Eukaryota, Ciliophora, Oligohymenophorea, Peniculida, Parameciidae. The record is from RefSeq and is a predicted model, not a curated record. Gene Ontology annotation, molecular function: catalytic activity.